GCCAUGCAGCCUUGCGAGCGUGUCCGAUUCGCAGUUGUCAGUGGUCGCCAUGCUGAUAUGCAUAUCUCCUCUACCACAGCACAGUCCCACGGAAAUGCCAACUCCACCAGCAAUCCGCAGAUGACCGAAAGGGUAUGUGUGCAACUUUCAUUGGGCUUGGCCAGUAUCGAACCAAGGCCUUAGUAGGCUUGGAACGUCGCAACACUCCACAGAUCAUCCACAGAGUUUGCACCGUCGCAGUGCUUGUAGCACAAUGCUUGUCUCGUGAUACUGCCUGCAAAUGAAGUAGCAGGAGUACGGCGUAGCUCCUGUCACCGCCCGUAUCACGCACUCGUGGUAUCCCGUCGUAUCCUGUAGGAGGUAGCGCGGGCUGAUGAGACGAGACGCGAUUGUCCGUCGAUUACCUAGGUACUGAUACAUGUACCCUUAGACGCGAAGCAGAUCACUUGUCCGGUCUUAUCACGUAUAAGAAUACCUACUAGGAGGUAUUAGGUAGAAGAAGGUCGGACCGUGACGGAAUCAUACUACUAC
Sphaerulina musiva SO2202 is the source of this 531-nucleotide messenger RNA. RefSeq lists its product as uncharacterized. The record is from RefSeq and is a predicted model, not a curated record. NCBI's taxonomy places the organism in Eukaryota, Fungi, Ascomycota, Dothideomycetes, Mycosphaerellales, Mycosphaerellaceae. The coding region runs from base 4 to 183 and encodes 59 amino acids. The transcript has a single exon.